AUAUAAAUCAUUAUACAUAUCUGCUGAGCUGAACACAUCUCACAGUGGCAGAACGGACAACACACACUCUCACACACUCACCAAAGCCACACGUUCUGACUCCUUUUAUAACAACUUUUAACUUCAUUUAUAAACAUCUGAAAUCUGGAUACACUUCUGUUUGACUGCCGGGCCAAGGAGGCGGAAUGGAUCCAAUUGUGGAAGUUGUGGCUUUGAUUCUGGGGUUCAUCGGAUGGGUGAUGGUGGGGAUCGCCCUGCCGAACCGUUACUGGAGGACCUCCACCGUGGACGGGAACGUCAUCACCACCUCCACCAUCUAUGAAAACUUGUGGAUGUCAUGUGCGACGGAUUCGACCGGGGUUCACAACUGCAGAGAGUUCCCCUCACUGCUCGCUUUGAGUGGUUACAUCCAGGCGUCUCGUGCCUUGAUGAUCACAUCGAUAGUGUUGGGCACCUUUGGACUGGUGGCGGCCCUGAUAGGAGUACAGUGUUCAAAGGCGGGAGGCGAAAACUAUGUUCUCAAAGGGAGGAUUGCUGGAACCGCUGGAGUCUUAUUCAUACUGCAAGGUGUGUGCACAAUGGUCUCAGUGUCCUGGUACGCCUUCAAUAUCACUCAGGAAUUCUUUGACCCUUUCUACCCUGGGAUAAGGUACGAAAUAGGAGAGGGGCUUUACAUCGGCUGGUGCUCGGCUGUGCUCGCCAUCGCAGGAGGAGCCUGUCUCACCUGCUCCUGCAAAAUGGGCACAGAGGAAAAAUACCCUCUGCCUUAUCAAACCAGGGGAACUGUAUAUUCUGGAGUGGCUCCGACCAGAAGCGUGGCUGCCAGCACUUAUGGCCGAAAUGCGUAUGUUUGAGCAGGCUGUGGAAACAGAACCAUUUCGAUCAAAUCUCUUACAAAUGCUGGGGUAAAACUUUUUCAUCACCUCAGUUUUUGUUGAUGUCCUAGUGUUCAGUUUUUACACCUCAGAUGAAGCUUUUUUUUUUUGUCCAUGACUGUGUAGAAAGCUAAAGAUUCAUCUAAUCUCAUGGCAGUAACACACCACUGAACUGUAUAUAACCACAAUAUCAAGUGUGUAUCCUGUGAAAAUGAUAACAUUGAGAUGAUUACAUCAAUGUUGUAAAAGCUGUACAAAGCUGAGCUACCAUUGUUUCAAUGCACAACCAUACUAUAUGCUUACAGUGAUUUUAUUUAUGUUCCUGUGGUGAUGUUAGCACGAAUACAUUCACAUACAGUCUCUUAUUUUGAUAGAAAUUCAAUAAUGUGAUGAUCUGCAUACACACGUCUAGAUAUUUGCAAGGGGCAGGUCAAAAGUGUGAUGAUCCAGAUAUAUAUGUGUGUUGUUUUGUACAGUUUUAUAGAUAGUACCUGUCGUAGAAAGUGGAGGGCAAGUUUUCUUUGUUUUGAUGGUCAGUUUUUGUUUUGUUUUGUUGUUUUUUUUUCUUUUUUUAACAAUUGCACACAAUAAAAUGUGUUAUGCUUAACAUUUCCAUUAUACUUUGUGCUCCUGUAGCAAAUAAAGUUAUUCUUUUUUGUACAAUCAAUUGCAAAGUAAAUUAUUGCAGGUAUAUAAUGUUAUUAUAUAAUUCAGAUUAUUCAGAGAUCAAACCAUGAAAUCACAACUUAAUCUACCAUUUAGAUUUGCUACAAAAUAAGACUGUUUAUCUGCAAAUAUACUUUUAAAAACUCUGCAAUAAGUUACCACAGUGAUUGAUUUCAUGCCCUGAGGAGAGGCUUCCUGACAGCCUGUCUGCCUGGACCAUGCACAGAUAUCAUGGGAGUGCCAUCAGAGUUAAAAUAGCGUCUCCAAUGAGAGCGGCCCACGUUUCUAGACGAACGCGGAUGUGCGCUGUGUGGACCAACCACCGCAAUGUAGGGCAGAAAGGGAGGGGGCGACUAAAGGUUUCGUUUACAAAGUGUCCAGGUCGUCUGCUGUGUAACUUAUCUAUCGCCAUGUUACGUUAACGUGUUUUAAGUUAAUAUAAAGUCCGUUUUUCCCCGUUUCAGGCGGAAAUUUUUUUUUUUAGAGGGAGGAACCUUUCAGCGGUGUAUCUCAUUUCCACACGGAAUACUGUCACACCGGGAUCGUAAAUACACCAUCGUUGCUGCUCCUUCGGUGUCUCGGAGAGAAACGACGGGGAUUUAACAACGAUAAUCACCGUUUCAAUGAAACAAAUCGGUGUUUCCACUCGACGUGAAAGCAGAGCCGUUAAGUUCGCAGGUUCCGGUGUCAGAGAGUGACUGGGUUCAGAAAUGGAGUCGUGUCGGC
This is a messenger RNA of Lates calcarifer (barramundi perch), 2267 nucleotides long. RefSeq names its product claudin 15a (gene cldn15a). Gene Ontology annotation, biological process: bicellular tight junction assembly; cell adhesion. Gene Ontology annotation, molecular function: structural molecule activity. Gene Ontology annotation, cellular component: bicellular tight junction; plasma membrane. Lineage: Eukaryota; Metazoa; Chordata; Actinopteri; Centropomidae. The coding region runs from base 186 to 854 and encodes 222 amino acids. The transcript has 5 exons. The record is from RefSeq and is a predicted model, not a curated record.